ACUGAAAGUCAGUGGAGGAGCUACGUGGUAACAAGCCCCUGCUUUUUUAUACUUCACUGACUUUUUUGAAGUAAGAAAAAGCGAAAAAUUCAAAAAAACCUAAAACAAACAUACGUCGUUUCAUUUGACAUCUUCACUCUCUCAAGUCUCAAACAAACUCAAAUCACCUCUCAGUCGUCACUCGUCGCCUCCUCUUAAUCGUCGGCUCGUCGCCUCCACUCAGUCAUCGGUCGUCGCCUCCUCUUAGCCGUCGGCUUGUUGCCCCCUCUCAGUCGUCGCCGUCGGCCGUCGCCUCGUCGGAGUCUCAGAGAAAAUCAGAAAUUGAAAAAACUAUUCUGCUCCUACCACAGUCAGACAUGGCGCGAAAGAAGCACCAACAAUUGGACACUCAAAUUCAUCGCCAAAAACCUAAUUCUCAGUCCUCUACUGCCUAUGUUCAGAUUCUAGGAACUGGGAUGGACACACAUGAUACACUGCCUUCAAUUCUGCUCUUCUUUGAUAAUUUCCGGAUCAUUUUCAAUGCUGGAGAGGGAUUACAACGGUUCUGUGCAGAGCAUAAGAUUAAGUUGUCAAAGAUAGAUUAUAUAUGUCUUUCCCGAGUUUGCUCCGAGACAGUUGGUGGACUUCCAGGGCUGCUUCUAACGUUGGCUGGCCUUGGAGAAGGACAUUCUGUCGAGCUACGGGGUCCUUCAGAUCUUAGUUCAUUGGUUUAUGCACUCAAGUCCUUCAUUCCACAUGCUGCUAUCUGUGCGGAGAGCUUUGGAUCCAGUCUGUCUUCUAAUGUUGAAGCUCCUACUGUCCCAAGCCUGUCUGAAGGCCCAUUUUUUGUUUGUAAAAGCGCAGUUGUCAGUAUUUCAGCUGUCUUAUUACAACCUAGUAUUUUAGCAGAUUCAUAUGUAAAACCUAGUGACGUUUCUGUUGUAUACAUUUGUGAGUUAUCUGAAAUUAAAGGGAAGUUUCACAAAGAGAAGGCUGAAGCUCUUGGUCUAGACGUUGGACCCAAACGAAGAGAACUACAAAAUGGGAAAUCUGUGAAGUCAGAUCGCCUAGAUAUUAUGAUUCAACCCAGUGAUGUGAUAGACCCUUCUGUACGAGGACCUGUUGUACUCAUAGUUGACUGCCCUACUGAAUCUCAUGCAGAAAAAUUAUCUACUACACAAUCUCUCGGUAAAUAUUAUGCAAAGCUGUCAGGCGAAGCACCUGAAACUGUGAAUUCUAUUGUCCAUCUUACUCCUGCUUCUGUUGUAAAUACUAGAAACUAUCAGAACUGGAUGAAAAAGUUUGGUUCAGUACAACAUAUUAUGGCUGGAUAUUCAAUGAAGAAUGUGGGAAUUCCAAUUCUAGAAUCUAGUGCAAGGAUCACUAAUCAGCUUGGUUACUUGUGUCCUCAGUUUUUUCCAGCUCCUGCUUUACAUUCUCGAGAGCAUCAUUUUGAUGCUGCAGUGGGCAUGGAUAGUCUCACUAAGGAGCCUACUGAAGGGACUUGUGAUAGUAUAUUAGCUGAAAACCUUCUCAAGUUCACUUUACUUCCUCAUUCUCAAUCUGGUUUGGACAAAGCAAAUGUUCCAGGUCUCAUAGCCCCCUCACAAGUCAUUAGUAACUUACUGUUGGAGAUUCCAGAAGUUGUAGAAGCUGCCCAGCAAAUCAGCCAGUUCUGGAGUGAGCCCGAGCAUUCCUCAAAAGAUAGUGAAGGGUUGAUUGGAGGUUUGUUAUUGGAUCAAAAUCCUAUUCCUAGUUGUUUAGAGAAUAUACGGAGAGACGAUGGAGAAAUUGUGCUUCUAGGGACAGGCUCAUCCCAUCCUUCUAAAUAUCGCAACGUUAGCUCCAUCUUUGUUAAUCUUUUCUCCAAAGGUAACCUGCUCCUGGAUUGUGGUGAAGGAACAUUAGCUCAACUGAAAAGAAGAUAUGGUAUGGAUGGUGCUGCUAAUGCUGUAAGAAAUCUGAGAUGCAUUUGGAUUUCACAUAUCCAUGCUGAUCAUCAUGCAGGGUUGGUGAGAAUACUUGCUCUACGACGUGAUUUGUUAAAGGGAACUCCCCAUGAAAAAUUACACGUCAUUGGGCCCAAGUACCUUGAAUCAUUUCUGAAUAAAUACAAAGACCUGGAAGAUUUAGAUAUGCAGUUCCUUGACUGCAGAAGCACCACUGCAGCUUCAUGGGACACAUUUGAGCAUGGUUUUGUGUCAACAAAGUACCCAACUUGUUCAUCUGAUUGCAUGAUAGAUGAGCAUGUGAACAAUGAAAAUAAAGACGAUACAUGUUUCCUGAGGUGUUCAAAGAGACAGAAACUAAGUUCUAAUGUGGAUACUUGUGUAGAUACUAGGUUUCUAAUGAGCUUGAGUGAAGUUUUGAAAGAAGCAGGCUUGGAAAGGUUGACGAGUUUUCCUGUUAUCCAUUGUCCUGAGUCAUUUGGUGUCAUUUUGAAAGCAAGGGAGAGAGUCAACAAUAGUGGAGUUCUGAUUCCAGGGUGGAAGGUUAUCUACUCUGGUGACACUAGGCCAUGCACAGAAGUAAUACAGGCAUCUAAAGGAGCGACUCUUCUUAUACACGAGGAAACUCAAAUGUUGCAGGCAACUUUUGAAGAUAGCCUUGCAGAGGAGGCAAUAGCAAGAAAUCACAGCACCAUUAAAGAAGCCAUGGAAGUGGGAACUUCUGCUGGUGCAUAUCGCAUCAUUCUCACACACUUCAGCCAACGGUAUCCAAAAAUUCCUUCGUUUGACGAGAUCAACUUGGAAAAAGCCUGCAUUGCUUUUGACCUCAUGAGUGUGAAUUUGGCGGACUUGCAUCUACUACCCCAGAUUCUUCCAUACUUGAAGCUACUUUUCAGAGAUGAUGUAACUGAACAACUAGAAGAUGACUAAUUGUAACAGAUCCAGUAUUCUGUUGAACCCACAAGGGUAAACAGGGCAAAUAAAAGUGUACAAAACUACAUUAAUGAGGUAUAGAAUGGUAUUGUUAGUGGUGGUUGCUGGUAACUCCUAUAGCAGUGCACGUCUUUAAACCCUAAUUUUACAGAAAAUUCAUCUGUUAUCUUCUUCACUCUGCAAUUUGUUUUCACAUUCUUCAGGUAAUUAGGUUCCCUAACUCAUCAAUUCUAAAGUUUCUUUGGUUUUUGUUUUUUCCUUAUUCGGAUAGAUAUUGAACUUUCGGUUUCUAUUGAAAUUUUCAUCUUCUUUCUCUCAUCAUUCUUGACACUCAACUACUCAACUACUUGCCAAUCAAGGGAGCAAAACAACUAAUAAUUCGUCUUUCUCUUAAUAACGGUAAUAUGUUUAAUGCGUGGAUGCGAAUGCCUAAAUUUUAUUUGGUAAAUCUUGAUAUGGGUUUGUGGUUAGUACUUGUUUCUGCACGGUUUUUCUUUGAAUAUAUUCAUAAUAUUUGUGAUAAUUGCUGGAAAUUACUCCGUUUUUAGAUUCUGUAACUUGUAUAUACACGGGAUUUCUUCUGGGUUCUGUAACUUUGUAGAAAAUGAUGCGAUGUGAUUUCUAACUUGGUUGGUUAAGGUUGUAAUUGGUCCUCUUUCUUGAAGGAAUUUCUGAAAAGGGUUUCCCUUUUACUGUCAUUCUUUUCAGUUUCCUAUUUCAUUUUCCAUUACAAUCUAAAAUUUGUUAGAUUGAAUUUUCUCCUUUCAUGCUCAUACACUACAAAAAAUCCUCAAAUUAGAGAAAGAGUUUGAGAUGGUUAUUAUGUAAAUUUGUCUUAAAAUUAGAGAUGAACUUAAUUAAAUCCUUCUCUUAGUUAUAUGAGAGACAAUGGAGGAGAAAGAGUAGGUAAAUAGCUUGACAACCUUGAGAAAUAACCACUAACUUUUGAAUAAUCUUAGUGAAGUUAUUUGUAAUUCUAGCUUGUUACGUUGAUGAGAGCUUAUGACAUGGAAUUAUAUGAUAGAAAACCCAUGAUCAACGCUCCUUACUAUAUGAAAUGUUGAGGAAUUUGCGAUUUUCCAAUGUUAGGAAAUCAGCAGGAGGCCACACCAUUAUUUGAAACAUCCGAACUGUUUAAACUUUUAUGGGUUUUAAAGUAUCUGAAUGAUUACACCUUGAAACGUCUAAAUUCCAUUAUUUGAAGAUUGCUUUAGGUAGUCUCGAGAAAGAUUGCAAGUAACAUUAAGUAGCUCUACUAUGGGUUUUUCAAUUGUAGUCAUAAUGACAUCUUAAGUUACACUUUCUGACUUUUGUCGUUUAUGCUUAAUUAUCUGCUGUUUUGUCCUAUUAUGAAAUGGUUUCAGUUUUCUCUUGGCUUUGUCUAGCAUCCUUCUCAAUUAGCCUCCCUCGUAGGUCAUAUAUUAUUUCAGAGUCAAACAAAAAGUGAUUGAGGGUGUCAUUGAGUAAUUUCUAAUAUCGGAGUCACCAUCUAUAAGAUUAUGGUGUGCACUUGCAUAAUUAUAUAAAAAGAGGCAAAAGUAGCUUUCUCCUAUGAACUGGGAAUUUUUUUUUCUUGCAUGGCUUUAUAGAACCUGAAGCUCCUUUUGUUAUCCAGCUUUGUAUACUUACAGAAAGUAGUUUAAGUAUUUUCUCUAGCUAUUAGAAGUGGGGAGAAGGGGCUUCUAAAUUUCUAUAUAUGGAGAUGGCUCAUCUGUCAUGUAUACGCUCUUUUCAUCUUGGUUUGUAUUGAGUGGUUAUAUUUAAGUACCUGAACUUGAUUAGAGGAGGCUUUUUAGUGGUAGGUUUGCAAUUCUUUACUCUCUUUGUUAUCUUUAGAGUUUCUAGGUGCUUGAGUGUUAUGUUAUUGCCUUCAAGUAAAUAUUUGCUGUUGUAUAUAACUUCCCCAUUCUUGAUAACAACUUCCUCUGGGGCUCAUUUCGCUUUAAUUUUGACAGUUUUGCUUUCAUCUCCAUCCACCCUUUUUAUUUUGGCUUUGAUUUAUUUUAUUGUUUGUUAAUUUUGUCAUUUGUUUCUGACUUGAAGCCGGAGUUGGGGCCAAUAGUGAAGUUGUUUAUGCUGCAAAGUUGUCCUUGUCAAAAAAAAAAAAGCAGCUAGACACCCUGCCCAAUUGCAUAGAUAGUACAAGGUUUAUGAAAAAAGGUACUUAGAAGUUAUAAGGUGCAACAGAUCAAGAACGGACAAAGACUUGAGAUGUUCAAAUUUAGCUACCAUUAUCUAUUUUACUAGAUCUUAUUAGUUAGCUUUUCAAGACUUUGCUUUGCAAUUAUGAUGAUGUUUUUAGAAAAAUUUUGGUUUAGGAUUUUGGUGAACAUGCAAUAUAUGCCGGAGUUUUAGUUGUAGUAGUACAUUUGUAAGUUUAAUAAUAUUGAUCAAAGUUUUUAAAUUUAA
Messenger RNA from Beta vulgaris subsp. vulgaris (sugar beet), 5270 nucleotides. Its product is annotated as tRNAse Z TRZ4, mitochondrial. NCBI's taxonomy places the organism in Eukaryota, Viridiplantae, Streptophyta, Magnoliopsida, Caryophyllales, Amaranthaceae. Gene Ontology annotation, biological process: mitochondrial tRNA 3'-end processing. Gene Ontology annotation, molecular function: 3'-tRNA processing endoribonuclease activity. The coding region runs from base 357 to 2858 and encodes 833 amino acids. The transcript has 15 exons. The record is from RefSeq and is a predicted model, not a curated record. Gene Ontology annotation, cellular component: mitochondrion.